Messenger RNA from Photinus pyralis (common eastern firefly), 1695 nucleotides. It is a transcript of the gene pll, whose product is annotated as serine/threonine-protein kinase pelle. NCBI's taxonomy places the organism in Eukaryota, Metazoa, Arthropoda, Insecta, Coleoptera, Lampyridae. Gene Ontology annotation, molecular function: protein binding; protein kinase activity; ATP binding. The transcript is spliced from 5 exons. The coding region runs from base 132 to 1631 and encodes 499 amino acids. Gene Ontology annotation, cellular component: plasma membrane. The record is from RefSeq and is a predicted model, not a curated record. Gene Ontology annotation, biological process: signal transduction; protein phosphorylation.
CAACCAACGAUUGACCUUUAUAACCUCAAAGUUUUAUUUGUCAACAGAUUCUUGGAAUUGGGUUUUUCCAGUUUAAAAUUAAGCUGCCUGCAGCUGUGCCUGGAACAGCUACAAAACUAUGAGGAAACAAAAUGCCUCACCGAAGUAUGUACAUUUAUCAUUUGCCCCAUUCCGAGCGAAGAGAACUGUGCAGUAUCCUCGACUACAGCAACAAGUGGGAGGAACUAGGAGGUACUCACAUGAAAUAUGACUUCUUAACGAUUCAGGGUUUGCGUAAGGAGAUCUUCCGUGGCAAUUCCCCGACGGAGGAGCUUCUCACCCUUUGGGGCCAACAGAAUCACACAGUUCUUGAAUUGUUUAUACUGCUCAGUCGAAUGAAGCACUACCAAGCGAUGUCCGUGAUAAAGAUGCACGUCGACGUCACGUAUCACUCGCUCAUACAGGACGGCGACGAUAACUUAAAUUGCCUGCUGCAAGACCUCGCCUUGCGAAACGGUAAGAGCUCGCCGGCUCCGGUUGUGCACGUGCCCGAGGAGCAUCUGGUGAACUUCGACGAUCGCAAAGUUUUGAACGACGGGCGAAUUGUCAGUAAUAAUCGACUUGUGCCUCAGGUUGCUAAUAACGGACCGGUUAGCCGGGAGGAUAACGACGAGAGGCUGUUGAAGCCCAAAUCGCCGAUACCUCCGCGCCGAGGGAGUGGCUCGAAUGGACCAAUGUCCGAAAUGUCGUGCGUUGCCGAGUCGGCGGGGGCGAUACCGCAAAUACCCUACGAGGAGCUGCAGAACGCGACGAACAACUGGGAGCCGUCCGCCGUGCUGGGAAAGGGGGGAUUCGGAACGGUCUUCCGUGGCACGUGGAAACGUACGCAGGUCGCCAUCAAGCGCAUCGAGCAGAAGGGGAACACUCCCGAAUCGCAUACGGAACAAAUCAAGCAAUCGAUUACGGAAUUGCACUGCCUAAAUGCCUAUCGUCACGAUAACGUUCUACCACUAUACGGUUACAGUAUAGGCGGACCGCAACCUUGCCUAGUCUACCAGUACAUGUCCGGCGGCAGCUUAGAACACAGGCUGCGCACAAAAGAUCCAACCCGAAUUCUUUCCUGGCCCCAGAGACUGAACGUGAGCAUCGGAACGGCGAGGGGUCUCCAAUUCCUGCACACGAUCGGCGAGAAACCGCUAAUCCACGGCGACAUCAAGCCGGCCAACAUUCUCCUCGACCCGUGCGACAACGCGAAGAUCGGCGACUUCGGGCUGGCGCGCGAGGGUCCCCAGUCGGACUACACGCACGUCAAGGUCAGCCGAAUUCACGGCACCGGCCCCUACCUGCCCGCCGACUACUUGCGCUCGAAGAAAAUGUCGACCAAAGUGGACACGUACAGUUUCGGCGUCUUACUAUUCGAACUGGCGACCGCGCUACACGUCUACGUCGAGCAGCGGCCGGACAAGUUCCUGCGGGACCACAUCGACAAUUACAAGGGGGACAUUUUAGACUUGAAGGACGGACGAGCGCCGGACGGCGACAAUUGCUUUCGCAGCUUCAUCGAGAUAGGAAAGGUGUGCGUCAACAGGCGGGCAAAGGACCGGCCCGAAAUGGUAGAGGUGCUAAUAUCGUUAGAACAAGUGUCCUUGUGAAAGUCGGUGUUUUUGUUACUUUUUUAUAAAUAUACGGUCGUUAAUUCUACUUUGAGGAUUUCAA